AUGUACCACUUUUUCCUUCACAAUGGCGCUGUUGAUUCAUUGGAACGAGUCAAAGCUGCAGGCAUGCUGCCUGGGGAAGACAAUGUCCCUCUGCGUUUUACCUAUACUGGUAUCCAGGCUGUGGAUAACUUCUGCAUUGAAGUUGUGAUAGGUUUCUGGCCGCUGAGCCGGGGUACUUUGUCGGCCCAUUCCCUCUACUGUGUUCUGCUCUUUUUUACGGCCAUAAUUCCCGCGUGGAUCCUUUUCUUCCUGCAGUCAGCCCAACGAUCGACCCCACUGCAGGCAGCAUGGAGGACAUGUUUGCUAGCGGUUAUUGCUCAAAUCAUCGGGCCAGGCGUUUUCUUUCCCAUGUAUACAGCCUGGGACCUUUUUAUGGGACCGCAUUCAAACGUGCCCAUCGCGGGAAGCACCCUUCACUUCAGCCAGAUCACAAUUCCUGUUUCACUUAUGUUGGGUGGCGUUCUUCCAGCCCUGACCCUCCUACUCCCUAGUCCGUCAUGGAUGACAUACGAUACAAAACAGUAUCUUAUUGUCGUCAUACAGCUAUGGCCUGUUCUGGUGUCCACUGUCAUCCAAAUUCUGGGCCCACUUCGAACUGCAGCUCAGGAACGCCCCCAUCGGAAAUCACAUCAUGGGUCUCUCUACCGAUUCGCAUUGACUUGUGCCUCUGUAUCCCACCUCGGGGUCUACACUGUGGCAGCUGCUUCGGUGAUAUUUCCUACUCAUUUCGGUCGUGCUCUUUCGGCAGAUAUACACCCCUUUCGGCUCAUGCUCCCCGUGCUCCCUUGGUCCGGUACGCGGACGGACUCCGUUGAGGAAGGGGUGUUUUGGCUUUUGCAAUGGGAUUACGCUGUUGCGAGUGUGUCGGUCCUCCUCUGGGCAGUGGAGCACUUCUUUCGUGAAAAGUGGAGACGCGUGGAAAAGGUGGACUGGACUUCGUUCGCCCUUAAUCUGUUUAUACGAGUUGUGUUCUGUGGGCCAUGCGGUGCUGCGGUACAGCUGAUGUGGGCGCGAGAAAACAUAUUGCAACGCGAUGACGGAGAUUUUGAAGGUGAAAAGAGACCCGUGGCAUAA
Molecule: messenger RNA, 1074 nt
Organism: Aspergillus terreus NIH2624
Lineage: Eukaryota; Fungi; Ascomycota; Eurotiomycetes; Eurotiales; Aspergillaceae
Exons: 2
Coding region: 1-1074 (357 amino acids)
Source: RefSeq, a predicted model, not a curated record